Messenger RNA from Empidonax traillii (willow flycatcher), 7731 nucleotides. RefSeq names its product solute carrier family 7 member 5 (gene SLC7A5). Gene Ontology annotation, molecular function: L-amino acid transmembrane transporter activity; neutral L-amino acid transmembrane transporter activity. Bases 82 to 1662 code for a protein of 526 amino acids. Gene Ontology annotation, biological process: amino acid transmembrane transport; neutral amino acid transport. Gene Ontology annotation, cellular component: membrane. The record is from RefSeq and is a predicted model, not a curated record. Lineage: Eukaryota; Metazoa; Chordata; Aves; Passeriformes; Tyrannidae. The transcript has 10 exons.
GCCGCCGGAACAAAAGGGGCGGCCGAUGGUGGCGGCGGAGCCGCGCCGUGCCCGCCCCGCUCCGCGCCCCGCUCCGCCACCAUGUCGGGCAGCGGCGGCGGCCCCGGCGACAAUGCCGUGAAGAAGAGGAGCCCGGCGGGCUCGGCCGCCUCGUUGGUGCAGGAGGAGGACAAGCAGGCGAUGGAGAAGAUGCUGGGGGCGGCGGGCGGAGGGGCGCAGGAGAACGGCUGCGCCCGCUCGCCCUCGCCGUGCGGCUCCGGGGAAGGGGUGACCCUGCAGCGCUCCAUCACGCUGCUCAACGGCGUGGCCAUCAUCGUGGGCACCAUCAUCGGCUCCGGCAUCUUCGUCACCCCCACGGGCGUGCUGCGGGAGGCCGGCUCGCCGGGGCUGUCGCUGGUGGUCUGGGCGGUGUGCGGGGCGUUCUCCAUCGUGGGCGCCCUGUGCUACGCCGAGCUGGGCACCACCAUCACCAAGUCCGGCGGGGACUACGCCUACAUGCUGGAGGUGUACGGCUCCCUGCCCGCCUUCCUCAAGCUCUGGAUAGAGCUGCUCAUCAUCCGGCCCUCCUCGCAGUACAUCGUGGCUCUGGUCUUCGCCACAUACCUGCUCAAGCCCAUCUUCCCCACCUGCCCCGUGCCCGACGAGGCUGCCAAGCUGGUGGCCUGUCUGUGUGUCCUGCUGCUCACAGCCGUGAACUGCUACAGUGUCAAAGCUGCCACCCGUGUCCAGGACGCCUUUGCUGCGGCGAAGCUGCUGGCGCUGGCCCUCAUCAUCAUCCUCGGCUUUGUGCAGCUGGCAAAGGGUGAUGUGUCAAACCUGACUCCUGAGCACUCCUUCGAGGGCACGAAUGUCGAUGUUGGGAACAUCGUGUUGGCUUUGUACAGUGGCCUCUUUGCCUAUGGAGGAUGGAAUUACUUGAAUUUUGUGACAGAAGAGAUGAUAAAUCCCUACAGGAACCUGCCCCUGGCCAUCAUCAUCUCCCUGCCCGUGGUCACUCUGGUCUAUGUGCUGACCAACUUGGCCUAUUUCACCACGCUGUCCACGAAUGAGAUGCUGAUGUCUGAGGCCGUGGCCGUGGAUUUUGGGAACUACCACCUGGGUGUCAUGUCCUGGAUCAUCCCUGUCUUUGUUGGCCUGUCGUGUUUUGGGUCGGUCAAUGGAUCUCUCUUCACUUCUUCCCGGCUGUUCUUCGUGGGAUCCCGAGAGGGACACCUGCCUUCAAUCCUGUCCAUGAUCCACCCCAGGCUCCUCACUCCUUUGCCAUCCCUUGUGUUCACGUGUGUCAUGACCCUGCUCUAUGCCUUCUCCAACGACAUCUUCUCAGUCAUCAACUUCUUCAGCUUCUUCAACUGGCUGUGUGUGGCUCUGGCCAUCAUCGGGAUGAUGUGGCUGCGUUAUAAGAAGCCGGAGCUGGAGAGGCCCAUCAAGGUGAACAUCUGCCUGCCCAUUUUCUUCAUCCUGGCCUGCCUGUUCCUCAUUGCUGUUUCCUUCUGGACGACGCCAAAGGAAUGUGCCAUCGGCUUUGCCAUCAUCUUCAGUGGGAUCCCUUUUUACUUCUUCGGGGUCUGGUGGCAGAACAAGCCCAAGUGGGUUCUCCAAGGCAUCUUCUCUGCGACAGUCCUGUGCCAGAAGCUGAUGGAAGUGGUUCCUCAGGAAUCCUAGGCAGGAAAAGCAGAGACAUUCAGCUCGAGGAAACGCACAAUUUUAUUUUAGGACGACACAAGAAUCUGCUCCCUCACACCCAGAUCCCAGGCCCCAGAGCCCCGCGGGAGCUGCUUCCUGCUGACACCACAUCCCAGCUCUGCCUUGUCUCCUCCAGCCCCUCCAGCCCCACCUUCCCCUGGCACAUGGGCGACCCUGCGAUGAGUUCUUGGUACGGACACGAACCAGGAGGAGGAAUUCCAGAGGGCAAUUCCAAAGGGGUCCUUCCUGUCCCAUCAGCAUCUGUGUGUGUGACACUGAGGGCUGUACUUGGUUCUGGGUGGGCUCAUCUGGUUCGGGGCUGGGAUGUCCCAGAUGAGGAUGGAUCUGCUCAGGAACCUGGUUUGGGUGUUCAGACACGCCUGGGGCUGUCACAGAGCCGGGGGGGUCCUGAGCCUGCUCCACCUGCCUUUCCUGGCCAAGGGGGAUGGUUGGGAAGCAAAGGUUGGCUGGUGUUGGCUCACACACACACUAACUCACACCAAAAUGUGCUGCUGGACACUUUGGGCUCUGUCCACUGGCAGUGGCUGAGGUGAGACAAGGCAGAGCAGAAUUAGUGUCAGAGAAACGACGUGGGGAGGCCCUGCCUGCCUGUCACUGUGUUCCUGACAGAGCACUCCCCUGCCAGCACCUGGGUUUUAACUCCCAGAUCAGUCCCCUGCUGUUGAGCCAGUUCUCCAGGAUGCUCUUCACCAGAAUGCCCAUCCCAUGGCCCUGUGAAGGAGCAGGUGCAGGUGCAGGCCUGAGGGUGGAGUUCCUCUGGAUAAACCGAGGGAACUGCAAUCAGCAGAAGGCCAAAUCCUUGGCUUGCUCAUUCCAUGCUUUUCUGUGGACAGGCUUUCAUCCAGCAUGGGAUGAGCAACACUGUUCCCUCCACAUGGCCCUGCUCAUUGCCCUUGGUGUGAUCCGUGUUUGCCCUGAACCAUCUGCAAGGGGAAAUAAAGGGUGGGGUGCCCUUGGCACGUUCCCUGGGGUCUGUCCGUGCGUUUCCUGGUGCUGUGCCUUUGUCACACUGUGUCUCUUCUGGAAUGUGCCAGAGAUGGGACCAACCAUGUCUAGGGUGUAGAAAGGGCAGGAGGCUGGAGCCUGGCUUUCACCUCGGGCUGCUGUAGAUCAUGGGGUGGUUUGGGUUGGGAGGGACCUUAAAGCCCAUCUUGUUCCACUUCCUGCCAUGGGCAGGGACACCUUCCACUAGACCAGGUUGCUCCAAGCCCUGUCCAACCCGGCCUUGGACAUUUCCAGGGAGGAGGCAGCCACAGCUUCCCUGGACAGCCUGUGCCAGGGCCUCUCCUUGGAGUAACGAUGGGAGAUGGUGUGUUUUGCUCGGAGGAGCCUGGCCUGGGGCCUGGGCCUGCUCUGCGCAUCAGGUUUGGCUUGGCGAGAUCCUUCCACCACUCUCCCAUCCUGGGAGUGAUCCAUGAGCACAAACCCUGAUCCGCACGUGAAAUCCUCUUUGGCUGUCGUGGGUGGUGCAAUCCCAUCCCCUGAGCACACCCAAAAUCCCUCUAGUUCCCGAGUAAUCCAGCUGUCCUCUUAGGAACACGUUGCUUUAUUUGGUCAAAAGCUUCGCCUUUUCAGCAAAGCUGCAGUUCUUGAACACUUUGCUCAUUGUGCCUCUGCUCUCUGGUAUCAGUUGGAAUUCAAAAGCAUCUCCCCACAGCUGAGCUGCUUCGCUCUCUGUUGCAGAUCUUUGUGCUCGUGCUUUGUGCAAGUGGCUCGUUGAACAACUACUUCUCCUCAGUGUUUUUAUAAACUCGGCCGUUGGGAUCCUCCGAGAGCUUUCUGCUGGAUUCUCCUCGUUAGCAUGGGGUUAUUUGGGAUGGAGAGGCAUUAAGGACACCAUGGUACUCGCUCACACUUUGUCCUUUGAAGCUCUUUAGUGCUGGGGGUGUCAGGGCAGGUGCAGCUCCUGUCCAGGUGUGUGGCCGUGUCCACGUGAGCUCUGUGCCGUCGCUUUGCCAACCAGCUCUUGCUUCGAGCGCAGCAGGAAUAGGUGAGACAAUCAGCACAUGGAGAACCUUGGCUGUCAGCUUGUUUAUUCCAUGGCAGCUCAGCGUGGAGAUCCCCAGACCAGCUCAGGUGCUGCUUCACCUGCGUGAGGUGCUGAGCUCUCCUGGAGAGACAAACCUGCAGCUGGUUUGUGUGGAUCUCCAGGGCAGAACCCAAAGUCUUUGGCCAGUGCCUGGCUGUGCAGGGACCUACGUGCAAUGAACUGGAGCAUCUCGGAUCCGGUGCCUGUGGGGAGGUGUUUGCAUAAGUAAGGUGGUGAAGCGUAAAACCCGAACUUUUUUGGCAUCUCUUUCAGCUGAAGGCUGAGAUGUUUCGGCAGGGUGGUGGUGGGAGGUCACUGCUCCUGCUGGACUUUCAUGGAGAGAGAACCUCAGUCUGUCAUCUCCCACUUGCUCUGCACAUUUUCAUCUGUGGUGGUAUCGGGGCAGCUCCUGCAGGGCCUGGAUUCAGUGUAGGGGCUCCUGGUGAUGAAUUCCCAGCAGAGUCUCUUGGGAUGCAAAGCAAAGGGAUUUGAACUCUCAGCCACCUCAACCCAAUGUCAGUUGGCACCAAGAUCCCAUCCACAGAGCUCAGAAAUGGGUCCAAACCUCCCAAAGGUGGGGGGUGCUUUGGACACAUCUUUGAGCAGUGAUGACCAUCACUACAUGAUGUCCUCCUGGUGACCGUUUCAUGCUGGUUUUAAAGAGGAAACAUCACACUAAGAAAUAUUUUUUUAUUGAUUACCUGAUCUUAAUGGAUUCCUUGACUUGCUUGCUUUGCUUUUUAUGAAUUUUCAGUAUUUUUCCCUUGCUGCUGAAGAUCUUUCUCAUGUACUAACCUGCAGCUCUGGCACUGAUCCAUAUGCUCACAGUGAUCUUGCCAGCAUCUCCUUGGCAAUAGAGGUUUAGGAAAAACCGAACCAGGUACCAGCACAAAAUGACAAAAAAAUGUUGAAUUUGCCCAGCCACAGGUCACAUCUCAAAGUUUAAAAUACCUGAUUUCUUUCUUUCUGGAUUCAUUGACCCCCACAGUUCCCCUCCACCAGAGCUUGGUGACAUGGCUGGAAGAGGUUGGGUUAUUUUUCCCUGGAGGUUUGGGAGAUAAAUGAGCGAAGGGGUAAAAGUGAAUUUCCUUUGCUAAAGAAAACACAAUAAAGUAGAUUCUCCAAUGGGAGAAACUGCUUCCAACAGCAUCUGCUGUCCGGAGUGACAUCCUGUCCCUUAGAUCAGCAUCAGUGGCAUCUGCUGCCCUUGAUUUGCCCUGGUCAGCUGGAUUUUGGUAUGGAAAGGGGAAAACUCAUCCUUGUGAAAGACCUUCUUGCUGCUUGUUUUCCUCAAAUGUGGAAUGGGAUGUGUCAGGGAGGGCGAGGGGAGCAACAGAGACUUCACAGAAAAUUCCUUGUCCUUCCCAGCACUGGAUGUGGGAUUUUUGUGUUGUUUCUCUGUUGGUUUCUCUUUGGAGCUCGUGAUUGGUCACGGCUGCGACACACCGAGGGAGAUAAACCCUUCCCACAAAGGGCACUGCAACCACAGGGACCUGAACGAGGUUCCACGUGAACCUAUUUCAUAUGAGUGUCCUGCAAGUACAGCUGGAGCCAUUGUGUCCAUGGAAUCAGGGAAUCAUUCAGGUUGGAAAAGACCUUUAAGAUCAUUGAGUCUGACCGUGGGGCCGUGGCUGCUCUGCAGUGACCCUGUGGUCCUUGUACCAACCCCCCGCUUCAAUUAUUGCCCUUAACUUGUUUUUAAGGAUUUAGCCUCCCAGGCAGGCAGUUGUUUUGGGUGUUCACAGAAUAGCAUCCUGCAGGGAUUGCUAAACAGAGCUGGAGCUGAUGGCCAGGCACUUCCGUGCCCGUUGGGUUCCUCUUUCAGAAUGAGAAACCUGCUUCCGACCAGGAGGGGACCCAGCCCUGCUCAGCCCUGCAGAAUGCUCCCAGCCAAAAAUCUGGGGGAUUUAUGUCAGCCUGGGUGGAUUUUUUUAUGAUUCUUUUUUUUUCCCAGCAUCCUGCAGAAUUUGCAGUGUUUUCCACCUCAGAUACCACGUUCUGGUAAACAAGGCUUUUGUUUUCAGCAGCUCCCUCUAUGGCUCCAGAGUUCAAAGGGACUCUGGCACAGUUGAACAAACUUUAAAGACCCUUCAACUGGAUUGAAACUCCUGAGGAGUGGCUUUGUUGUCCUCCAAGGCCUGUCCUAGUGGGUGGCUCAGGCAUUGGGCUCCUCCAGGGGUUCCUCCGUGGUGGUUCUGAGUGGGAGCGGAGCCCUCGAGGAGAAGCGGUGUUGGAACAGAGCUUUUCCCUGUAGCUGUGACUUCCCAGCCAUGGAGAGAUGUUCAGAGUGGCAGAGUCCCAGUCUGGCUGUGGGGAAUCCCAGGGAAUGUUUCCAGUCAGUCUGGGAAGGUACCCGUGCCUUCAGCCAAGGCGACAGUGUCCUUGGGCUUUAAUAUAAAAUAAAAAUUAAAAAAAAAAAAAUUAAUGAGGAAACUGCCAAAUGUUGUCAUUACACAACACUCUGGCUGGUCGGGGUGUUCCUGUGGGAUGGCAGCUUUUCCAUCCCCCCGUUGUGCAACUCCAUUGCUAACGAAUCCAAGGGGAGGGAGGGUGAUUGGGAAAGGGCUGGAAUGAAGCUCCCUCCCGGAGCUUGGGAAAGGGCAGCCCAGUGGGCAGAUGGCUCAGGUUCCCCCGGGGCUGGUGCCGGGGCUGUGCCACGAGGUCUGUGCCACGACCCCGGCACAGCCCACAUGCUGAAUGGUCGCCUUGUGCCGGCCCUGGAGCGUCUCUGGCUGCGGGAUGGACCGGCACAGCCCGAGCCAGGGCUUGGCUGCCGACCAGGGAGAUCCCUGCAGUGAUGGGAAUCUGCUCCCUCCUCCAUGCCAGGGCAUCCCAGGAGACCUCAGCACUGAGGGAUGCUCGGGGAGGGUGGUUCCAGUUCGGGUGGCUUCUUGAGGUAUUCCGGAAUUAUGCUGGGUUUGCCUGAACUUGAGGAAUUUCUUCCCAGUUUUCAUGCUCCAAACUGGAACUGGGAGCUGGGUGGGGGGUGUGUGUGAUGAUGCUGGGCUUGGUGGCACUGGGAGCUCCCUGUUUGGUGCAGAUGAUACACGAGAUGUGGUGGUAGGAAACGUGGCUCGGGGUCGGCCAUCCCUAAGGAUCCAAAAUCCAGAGGAUUAUCUCUUUGCUUUGCCCCCUCCCCGUCCCUCACAUGAGAAGGGGUGUUGCUUCCUCCAGCUGUUGAAGUGUUAAUGAGAGAAAUAAAAGUAUUUUUUUAAACACUGAAUUAAUUUCUAAACUGCCUAAAAGAGACUUUAUAGCUACACCUGAGUUAUUCCCUUGGGGUGACGUCCAGCUCAGCCCAGGGGAUCUCCCACAUCCAGCAGGACGUGGGGCUGCAGCUCCUGUGCUGGGAUUGACGUCACACGCAGGGAAAAACAUCCUUACUUGUUCAGGGGACAGGGAGAGAUCUGUGUCCCACCUAAACCCUUCCAAAGGGAGGAUUCAGAGUGGCUCCCAGACCUCGCCCUGACCCACAGAACAAAGGGUGACAUUCACUCCUGGUGCAGAAUCUGACUUUUCAGAGAUAUUUUUCUUUGUACUUUUGUUGUUGGUUUUUUUUUUUGUUUUUAAACACACACACAAACACUCGAGAGCCUAACACACACACAAGAAAACCUAGAUCUGAUUGACGAUUUUGUUAUAUUUGGUUGCUUUAAAAAAAAAUUAUUUUACUAAUUUAAAUGUUGCUGUAGAUGACAAUUCUAUUUAUUUUAAGGGGUAAAUAUCUUUUAGUCUUAAUACUUCUCCAGUAAGCGCUGUUUAUUCCCAAUGUUUGUGUUCCUGGCAACACAGCUAUUCCACUGGUCAGCCAGUAGUUCCUGAAUCCAAUGGCCUUGUAAAACAAGAUGUCUCUUGCAAUGUAUUUUUUGUAGUAUUUCUUGAUUCUUUUAUGUCUGUGGUUUAACAAAUCUGUUGAAUGUUUGGGUUGUUCUAUGUUUUGGGUUGUUUUGUUUUGUUUUUUUAACAAAGAAAGCUGAAUUACAACUCUCUUGUUGCUG